UAAUGUUUUAUCAUUCCUAACAAUAUUCCUAUGGAAAGAACACUUUUCUGGUUUUACAGAUGAAGAAAAAAAGGAGACUCAGGGAGGUAAUGGUUUGCUCACUUUUGUGAUUCUGUGAUGUGUCAGUGCUGGGAUUGAAUCCAAGUUGGGUGACAGCCAGGGUGACAGAGUGGAAGGCAAGUCUUGCUUUUCCGUAACACAGUGAACUUGGAAAGUCUGCAACCACAUGACUAUGAAUGAGGCUUCCUGGAAUUGUAGAGGCUGAGCAAGACCACAGAGGAGCAGGAAGAGUUUCCAGGGGCAGAGCUGGGCUGCAUGACUGUUAAGCAUUUCACUGUUGAUAGCUGAACCCCAACUCUGUCCCUUACUAACAAUCUCCUUAAACGGAAUCUCAGUUUCUAUGUCUGUAAAGUGACAAUAAUAUCUUCCCCUGUUUUUUGUGAGGAUUAAAUGAAGUAGCACAUGGAAAGUACUUGGUAUAAGGUAAACUUUGGGACAACUACUAUAAUGUGUCAAGUGAAUACACUGAAAUUUAUUCCAUCCAAGCACUGUCUUCCUGAUCUUUUUGCACAACUUUCAGUGGAAGGUAAAGUUCCGGAUUUUCCUCAGAAAUGGCUCUCACCUGCCUCCUACAGGAAAAUGGUGUCAGUGCAGUCAGAUGAGCCUGGACUGAGUACCCAGCAACCCAGCUUGUCACACUACUGUGUCCAUAUCUGUGGGUGGAUGAGCCUAGCCAUGGCCAAUGGCUGUUCCUGAUGUUUACCACCAAAACAGAGGAAAUGUGGUAAACCCCUUUCCACCCUCUGUACCUGGAAACACCCAGGAAAGAGGGUUGGUGAGAGAGGAACUAAGUGGGCAGGUGGUGGAAACUUCCUUUCACCACAGAUUAUUUAAGGCAAUGUUUCUCAGCUGGGCACAGUGGCCCAUGCUUAUAAUCCCAGCACUUUGGGAGGCUGAGGUGGGUGGAGUACAUGAGGUCAGGAGUUCAAGACUAGCCUGGCCAACAUGGUGAAAUCCUGUCUCUAUUAAAGAUACAAAAAUUAGCUGGGUGUUGGGGUACACACCUGUAAUCCCAGCUAUUCAGGAAGCUGAGGCACGAGAAUUGCUUGAACCCAGGAGGGAUAGAUUGCAGUGAGUGAGAUCAUACCACUGCACUUCUGCCUGGGCAACAGAGAAAGACCCUGUCUCAAAGCAAAACAAAACAAACAAGUACACCUCCUCCCACCCAACACAGAGCAAUGUUUCUCUAAACUACUGCUCCCAAGGGACAUUUUGACAUUUUUGAUUGUGCAGUGGGGGAGGGGGUGGGUUGGUACUAACAUCUAGUGGGUACAAGGCCUGAGAUGCUGCCUGCACAAUGCACAAGGCAGUCUCUCAACGACAAAGAACUAUCCAACCCAAAAUGUCAAUAUUGCCAAGGUUGAGAAACCUUGAUUUAGAGUAAUGUUUAAAGUGAUGCUGUUGUUUUUCCAAUAUAUCUUCUCUCUCCCGUAAUCUCAGAUACGGCUGUUUCUGGCAUCAUAAUUUUGUGACCUUACCGACAACUUCCAAAGACCAAGGUCCUUUCAGAUGUGUGUGUCUUGCAAGUUCCUUUCUGAUUACAUGCGAAACUGUGCCCGACGGGGUUAAAGAAACUAGUAACUAAUAGAAAUCUUGAUCUUGACAUGCAGGACGGCUGAUAACCCGUUUGCUAUAAUGCCCUCUGCUUAUACAACUUGCUGAAACAGGUCGGAACUAAUAUGGCUGACUGCAGCCUUGGCAAAAUAGACUCAUUAGCCCGAUGAGUGGGUCUUGGAUGUCACAGCCCGAAUUUCCACAUUUUGUUUUAUACCAACUCCCCUGGAUUUGCAUGUGACCCGGGAAGCAGUAUGAAGAAGCAACAGCAGAUGGCCAAGGGAUUUUCUAACCAAUCACUGCCCAGCCCGAAACUCCACCUCCAAAAUCUCUCCCUUAAAUCUACUGCUGCCGAAGCAAGGAUUUGAACCCAUUUUCUGUCUCCUUGCAAGGCUGCUUGAAAAGAAAUCUUUCUUGCUACAAAAAUCCAGUGCUUGGAUGUUUGGUUUUAAGUUGUGUGUAGGCAAAUGCACCUGGUUUAGUUUAGUAACACGUGAUAUCACUUAGUACCCAAGAAACGGGCAAGGUACGGCAUCUUCAGGGAACUGUGCCUCACUCAUUCCUAUCCGUGGACUUGCCUUCUUUCAACAACUCAAGCAAAAAGUUCUCAACGUCACUGUGCACCAAGCCUUGUGCUCCUUGCAGUGUGGAACAUUUCUGCCCGCUUUAGAGGUAAACAAGUUCUGCUGCUCUGUGAAGUCCUAAAUCGGUGCUUUCCCAUGCAUCCCAGCAGCCUUGUGCCUUGGGGUCUCGUGUCACCCGGGUUCUGCUCCUCCACGCAGCAGGAGCAGUCAAUGAUCUGAAACCUGAAGGGGCCCCUGAAAGAGAAGGGUCCUGCCUCCAGGAAGAUAUGCAGAGAACUGGCCCCUCGGCGUUGCUCUGGGUCUCACUGCCCAAGAAGUAGCUAUGGACCUAUAGACCGCACUUGUAACCUGGAGUACAGAGUGAGAGCGACCUGGACGACUCAGCACAGCCCUGAGGGGCUGGGGACCACGACGGAGGGUUCAGGCCGCUCCGGGAGGCCCAGCACCACGCAACACAAGACGGCACAGUACCCCACCUUGCGGCCGACCCCACCUGGAGAGCAGGGAGGGGCCAGGCUCACGCGAGGCGGGGCGUUCCGCCCCUCGCUGCACUGUGUUCCCGGCCGUUCCUUUCUGCAUCCGGGGUAUGAGAACCCACAAGCAGACUGACCGGAUCCGGAAGUGGAUUGCGUACCAGGAGGAGGAAGCCGGAGGUGGCCCCGUCAGCAGCCCGGCUGGGAGGCGGGUAGGCGGCGGCGGUCCGGAGGGGCGGCGGCCGCGCUGCUCCCUGAGAGCGGGUCCCGCGGCUGGGCGGGCGGGCGGCCUGAAGGCGCGGAGCCAUGAAGCUAUAUAGCCUCAGCGUCCUCUACAAAGGCGACGCCAAGGUGGUGCUGCUCAAAGCCGCGCACGAUGUGUCUUCCUUCAGCUUUUUCCAGAGAUCCAGCGUUCAGGAAUUUAUGACCUUCACGAGUCAACUGAUUGUGGAGCGCUCAUCAAAAGGCACUAGAGCUUCUGUCAAAGAACAAGACUAUCUGUGCCAUGUGUAUGUCCGGAAUGACAGUCUUGCAGGUGUGGUCAUUGCUGAUAAUGAAUACCCAUCUCGGGUGGCAUUUACCUUGCUGGAGAAGGUACUAGAUGAAUUCUCCAAGCAAGUCGACAGGAUAGACUGGCCAGUAGGAUCCCCUGCUACAAUCAAUUAUACAGCCCUGGAGGGUCACCUCAGUAGAUACCAGAACCCACGAGAAGCUGAUCCCAUGACUAAAGUGCAGGCUGAACUAGAUGAGACCAAAAUCAUUCUGCACAACACCAUGGAGUCUUUGUUAGAGCGAGGUGAGAAGCUAGACGACUUGGUGUCCAAAUCCGAGGUGCUUGGAACGCAGUCUAAAGCCUUCUAUAAAACUGCCCGGAAACAAAACUCGUGCUGUGCAAUCAUGUGAUGCAGCCUGCCAGAGGCCCAGCGCUGGAACGGCACUUUCAUUCACAUCAGAACUGCAGCCCUUGGAAAAGAAGAGACAGCCAUAGGCGAGGACCCAGAGUGGGGCAGACUGGCCAUUUUUAUUUUGACGUUCCUGGGAGAAACAGGGAUGGUGGAAGAGUGGCAAAUGUUCAUAUUCAUAUGUGUGGUAGUGAUUCUUGGAAAGAAUUUGAGGUCCCCAAAGGUGUAUUUUUGGGCAAAUGAAACCAUAAACUCCGACUGGCUUCUGUAGAAGCCAAAGGGCUUAUCUUCAGCUAACCCUGGGAAGGCUCUGUGGGAGGGAGGUCGGAGCCAGCUGUUUCUCCAUCUUUGAUAUAUCUUUGGAUUUUGUCUGUACAUUAAUGAUAUUAACACUCCAUUGGGGGGUGGGGAGUCCCUGAUGCCAGGGCUGGGGUGGGUAGAGAUUGAAAACUCUUGGGAAAGCCUCUCCUGGGGCCACUGUUGGGGGUGGGAGUGAGCCCACCACAGUGGCCACAGGCAGGCCUGUACUUCAGGCCCAAGGCCUGGGAGUUGGGGGGCAGUCACUGGGUCUCAGAUCCUGAGACUGUUCUUUAGCUUACCUUUCUGCUAGGAUUGGCUUCCCACUAAUGGCAGGGCCCAUCCUAAGCAGCUUCCAAGUCCUGCAAAGGUGGCUUAUUGGGAGGGUUUGGAAGGAGCUACAGUGUGGGUGGGAGUGUGUGGGUUGAGGUCGGACCAGCAGGUAGACUGGGAACUGAGCCCAGGAAAGAGGAAUGUUCUCCUGGUGUUCAGAUGGUCAGCUGGGAGUGUCCGUCUUCAGGGAAGCUCAAACACAGGUGCACUCAGCUGCCCAGGGCCUCUGGGACACUUGCCUUGACUUACAUCUUGCCUUUGAACAUCACAAUCAAAGCAGCGGGUGCUGUGGUCUCUCAAACUGAUUUUUAUUUGCCUCUCUGGCUACAAGACUGCCUUGAACCGCCUGAGGCCUAUGCAUCUGAACAAGUCUCUGUCUCUCCCAUGGACAGAGGUGCCAGCUGGCCUGAGGACUCCCAGCACCCCACCUGUGGUCUGGCCAGCAUAAGCCUGCUAGUUCCUUCUUAGUCAGAGGCAGCUGCAUGGGGAAUGGAGGCCAAGGGGUUGGUCUAAGUUGUGCCUUGCCACCUGGCAGGAGGCCCACUCACCGCAAGUCCUGGAGACAGGCUGGAGCAACCCAGAAGAUGGGCUCAGGAUGUUCCAGAUCCCUUGGGUCCUAGUGCCAUAUUCCAGGCCGCCCACCUGUGCUCAGGAUGCAUCCCUGGGAUCCAGCUCCCAUGGAAGCUCCUGCUGGGAUGGUGUUACCUAUGAGUUUUGAGCCAGUGUGAUAUGGUCCUGGGGAGCCCUGCUCUGAGCUUGCCACACUGCUGAGGGCACCUACUAUCCUGACCAGAGUCUCAGUGGUCCUGACUCCCAGUGUGGGCAGGGUCUGGGCAGGAGGGUUUGGUCUGCUGUGGGUUCAGAGGACCCCAUCUCCUGGCUGGUUUACCUGCUGCUGUCCAUUUUCUCUGGGCACUGCUGGCCAGAGGACUUUAGCCUACCCCUGAAGACCCUGUCCAUGUCAUUUUCCUAUUGCCAUAGACACCCCAAGCCCAGGGCCCCUUGAGACCCAGACCCAGCCUGCCCACUGGUGCCAGAGACGGAGUGGAGUGGGCCUGGAUCCGAGGGAUGCUACCUCUCCCGCUUGAGGACCCUAGGGAGAGACGGGGGUGGGGAAAAUGGAGGUGUGCAUUUGUGGUAAGAGGAAGUGAGACCUCGGCCUGGGUUAGCCCCUGCUAAGCAGGGUGAUUGGGCUUGACUCAGGCCUUGUGAGAUAGAGGGCCCAACCUGGCCCCACCCACAGAUCCCCUGCUCCCUGUUCUGUUCUGUUGUAAAUCAUUUGGCAAGAGUGUAUUUUAAUAGCUGCUGCCCAAGUUCCCUGUGUUCUGGGAGGCGCCUGCCUGAAUAAAGUUGUCUUGAAAUUCCA
Callithrix jacchus (white-tufted-ear marmoset) is the source of this 5569-nucleotide messenger RNA. RefSeq names its product YKT6 vesicular SNARE protein (gene YKT6). Gene Ontology annotation, biological process: endoplasmic reticulum to Golgi vesicle-mediated transport. Gene Ontology annotation, cellular component: Golgi apparatus. Lineage: Eukaryota; Metazoa; Chordata; Mammalia; Primates; Cebidae. The record is from RefSeq and is a predicted model, not a curated record. Gene Ontology annotation, molecular function: SNAP receptor activity.